Molecule: messenger RNA, 3867 nt
Organism: Etheostoma cragini (Arkansas darter)
Lineage: Eukaryota; Metazoa; Chordata; Actinopteri; Perciformes; Percidae
Gene: grm1a
Product: glutamate receptor, metabotropic 1a
Exons: 11
Coding region: 226-3756 (1176 amino acids)
Biological process (GO): regulation of synaptic transmission, glutamatergic; G protein-coupled glutamate receptor signaling pathway
Cellular component (GO): postsynaptic density membrane
Molecular function (GO): G protein-coupled receptor activity involved in regulation of postsynaptic membrane potential; adenylate cyclase inhibiting G protein-coupled glutamate receptor activity
Source: RefSeq, a predicted model, not a curated record
GAGAAAGAGAGAGAGACAAAGAGAGAGAGAGAGAGAGAGGUGAUACAGCCGAAGACACGCGCUACAGAAGACGGACUAAGGCACGCGACAUGUCUCAAGGAUUCAGGUGCGCGAGGAAAUGCCCCGGGUGUCGUGCUCACAGAUCGUGGUCGCUGGGAUAAACUCGGAUGUAGCCUACUGACAGACAGCAGAUAGUAUGCCUGCACAGUUGGUACGGCUCACGCAAUGUGGCACAAUAUGGCACGCGUAAAGAUGGGUCUCUUCGCUCUCCUGUUCCUCCCAACGUUUUUCUUCCGUGUCCUCGUGCUCUCCCACAGCAGCAGCAUCAAUGAGCGAUCGGCGGUGCCUCGCGCCGUGGUCCGCUCCGUAGCUCGUAUGGAUGGAGACGUGAUCAUCGGUGCGCUGUUCUCCGUCCACCACCAGCCGUCUGCGGAGAAAGUGGCCGAGCGGAAGUGCGGGGACGUCCGCGAGCAGUAUGGCAUCCAAAGGGUGGAGGCCAUGUUCCACACGUUGGACCGGAUCAACGCUGACCCGAACCUGCUACCCAAUAUCAGCCUGGGCUGUGAGAUCCGAGACUCUUGCUGGCACUCCUCUGUGGCUCUGGAGCAGAGCAUCGAGUUCAUCCGGGACUCUCUCAUCUCCAUCCGGGAUGAUAAGGACGGGUCCAAAUGGUGCAUUGACGGCACCCCGUCCCACCAGCCUCCCCCGUCCAAGAAACCCAUCGCAGGAGUGAUCGGACCGGGAUCCAGUUCUGUGGCCAUUCAGGUGCAGAACCUCCUACAGCUCUUCAACAUCCCCCAGAUCGGCUACUCCGCCACCAGCAUCGACCUGAGUGACAAGACUCUGUUCAAGUACUUCUUGAGGGUCGUGGCCUCAGACACCCUCCAGGCCCGGGCCAUGCUGGACAUUGUCAAACGGUACAACUGGACCUAUGUAUCUGCAGUGCACACUGAGGGAAACUAUGGGGAGAGUGGCAUGGAGGCCUUCAAGGAGCUGGCCUCUCAGGAAGGUUUAUGCAUUGCCCACUCGGACAAGAUCUACAGUAACGCAGGGGAGAAGCACUUUGAUCGCCUUCUGAGGAAACUACGGGAGCGUCUACCCAAAGCUCGUGUAGUGGUGUGUUUCUGUGAAGGCAUGACUGUCCGAGGUCUCCUGAUGGCCAUGAGGAGACUUGGGGUGUUCGGGGAGUUCCUCCUCAUCGGCAGUGAUGGGUGGGCAGACCGUGACGAGGUUGUGGAGGGUUAUGAGCAGGAAGCAGAUGGAGGAAUCACCAUGAAGCUUCAAUCAGAGGUGGUCAAAACCUUUGAUGAUUACUACCUGAAGCUGCGCCUGGACACUAACACCAGGAACCCCUGGUUUUCUGAGUUCUGGCAGUACCGUUUCCAGUGCCGCCUCGCGGGCCACCCACAGGAGAACAAAAACUACAAGAAAGUCUGCUCCGGUGAUCAUGACCUUCAAGGUGGAAAUGAAAGUCUGCAUGAAAACUAUGUUCAGGAUAGUAAAAUGGGAUUUGUCAUCAAUGCCAUCUAUGCCAUGGCUCAUGGCCUCCAUGAUAUGCACAAGGAGUUGUGUCCAGGGCAGCCAGGGCUCUGUGAAGCCAUGGACCCCAUCGAUGGCAGCAAGCUGCUGGACUACCUUCUGAAGACCUCCUUCAGAGGAGUCUCUGGAGAGGACAUCUAUUUUGAUGAAAACGGAGACACCCCAGGAAGGUAUGACAUCAUGAAUCUACAGGGUGUUGGUGAUGGCAGCUAUGACUACAUAAACGUGGGCUCCUGGCAUGAGGGCAUCCUAAACAUCGAUGACCAGAAGCUGUGGUUGAACAGCAGUGACAUGGUCCGCUCAGUCUGCAGUGAGCCUUGCUCCAAAGGACAAAUCAAAGUGAUCAGGAAGGGCGAGGUGAGCUGCUGUUGGAUCUGCACCACGUGCAAGGACAAUGAGAUUGUCCAGGAUGAGUUUACCUGCAAGGCAUGUGAGCUGGGAUGGUGGCCCGAUGAUGACCUGGAAGGCUGCCAGCCCCUGCCUCUGAAAUAUCUUGAUUGGGCAGAUGUGGAAUCCAUGGUGGCAGUGGCUUUCUCCUGUGUGGGCAUCCUGAUCACUUCCUUUGUUACGUUUGUGUUUAUCCAGUACCGUGAUACACCUGUGGUUAAGUCCUCGAGCAGAGAACUCUGUUAUAUCAUCUUGGCUGGCAUCUUCAUGGGCUACAUCUGUCCAUUCACCUUAAUUGCCCGUCCAACAGUCACCUCCUGCUACUUGCAGCGCCUCCUGGUGGGCCUUUCAUCUGCCAUGUGCUACUCUGCCCUGGUAACCAAAACUAACCGCAUUGCCCGCAUUCUGGCAGGCAGCAAGAAGAAGAUCUGCACCAAGAAGCCCCGUUUCAUGAGCGCCUGGGCGCAGGUGGUGAUUGCCUUUAUGCUGAUCAGUAUGCAGCUAACUCUGGAGAUCACACUCAUCAUUCUGGAGCCUCCUGAGCCCAUCAAGUCAUACCCAAGCAUACGUGAGGUCUACCUCAUUUGUAAUACUAGCAACAUAGGCAUGGUGGCGCCACUGGGCUACAACGGCCUGCUAAUCAUGAGCUGCACCUACUAUGCCUUCAAGACGCGGAACGUUCCAGCCAAUUUUAAUGAGGCUAAAUAUAUUGCCUUCACAAUGUACACUACCUGCAUCAUCUGGUUGGCCUUUGUGCCAAUCUAUUUUGGCUCAAACUACAAGAUCAUAACCACAUCCUUCUCCGUCAGCCUGAGUGUAACAGUGGCACUGGGGUGCAUGUUCACACCUAAGAUGUACAUUAUCAUCGCCAAACCAGAGAGGAAUGUCCGAAGUGCCUUCACCACAUCUGAUGUGGUGCGAAUGCACGUUGGAGAUGGAAAGUCGCCUCAAUGCAAGAACAGCAGCAUCCUGAAUAUGUUCCGCCGGAAGAAGCCUGGGUCGGGCAAUGCCAAUUCUAAUGGCAAGUCUGUGUCAUGGUCUGAAUCAGGUGCAAGACACCCUCCGAGGGGGGGGAAUGUGUGGCACAGACUGUCUGUGCAUGUGAGGAAACAGGAAGCCGGCUUGAAUCAGACGGCGGUCAUCAGGCCCCUAACUAACACCCCCGACCCCCACAGUUGUGAGCCCUCCACCUGCGACCUUGGCACAGAACCACGUCACCCCCAAGAACCACGCGGUGCUAAACCUCUGUACAACCUGGUGGAGGAGGACGACGAGGGUGAUUCGCAGCGCCCCCUCUGGACUCCGACUUGCUCUGGACAGAUGCAAGGGCUGGAGUCUAAUUUAAAUAAGCCGUCUUCUUAUUUGCCCUCUCACUUGAAGGGCUGCACCGCAGAGCGCUUGCAGGGGGCUGUGGUGGACACACACAGCUCCUAUGUCCCUGCACUGAAUGACCACGCCACUGGGGAGGCAAUCCCUGCCAACGAGCCUUUGAGCUUGACCCCCUCUCAGCUUCCUUUGGCCCCACAAUUGGGGACGUUUGAAGAAGAUGGGUCUGAGGAUGAGGAACUGGAUCUCUUGCACAGCUACAUUUAUGAUGCCAAGGAGGAGGGGGAGGGGUCGGACAGGGAAGGCGAGGAUUUAUCUCAGAACAAGCCAACUCUGGAGGAUUCCCUAGCUUUGUCUCCCCCCUCCCCCUUCAGAGACUCUGUGUGUUCGGGGGAGUCUGUCAGCGACUCCCCCAUCAUGGAGUCGAUGCUCGGAAACCCUCCUAGCUCAGUCUACACCUCAAACAUCCUCGAAGACUUCGCACACAGCUCCUCAACACUGUGAGAGCAAAACAGGCGCUGACACACUUUUGCAUUACACAGACGUGCAUUUCCACAUACAGGUUCACACACACACAUACACACACACACACACAGACACCCACACACGCAUACU